UUUUAUACAUUGAAAGCCUUAACAUUUUACGCGUCUUUUAAACUUCUUAAGGGCAAAUGUCUCUGUGGUCAAUACAUUAAGCGACGCCUAAGACGUUCUGGAUUAUUCAAUAAAAAACUUGGUUUACAAAGGAUAAGAAGUAUAUUGGGCACAUCUUCAAUAUCGGUUGUUCGCGAAGUGUUCCCUGCUCUAAUGAUACUGGGAGAUAAUAUAGAAAGAAUGCACCCCCGCGUUUACACAGGAAUUGCAAGGCAAAUUUGUCGUUCACCUAGUGGCGAUUUCUCCUCAUCAGAAACAGUAGGUAUACUAUUAACUGCUGUAGCACGUGAACUUUUCCGAAUAGAAAUUACUUGGGGUAAAAUAAUAUCGUUGUUUGCUGUUGCUGGAGGUCUUGCUGUAGAUUGCGUCCGACAGGGACAUCUAGAUUAUUUACCAAAACUUGUAGAUGCUGUUUCAGAUGUAAUCGAAGAUGAUUUGGUGUCUUGGAUUAAUGAAAAUGGUGGAUGGAGUGGUCUUAACUUACAUGUGCAUUCAACAAGCUCCGAGUUUUACCUUCUAGAACGUACUACUUACCUGGUAGGCUGCGUCUUUUCAUUAUUUGUUGUAAUCAUAAUUAUUCGUUUUUUUGGAUGUUAUCUACUCCCAAUGAAAUAUUCUGGAACAGGACGAUGAAUAUAAUUCUUGUCAGGAUUUUUUUUAAUAAAGAACCUGUACAGAUUCUAAAAAUAUAAUUUUGAUUAAUAAAUAUGUUUGUAAACUAAUUUUUAAAAGUAUA
Messenger RNA from Episyrphus balteatus (marmalade hoverfly), 775 nucleotides. Its product is annotated as bcl-2-related ovarian killer protein homolog A-like. Gene Ontology annotation, biological process: extrinsic apoptotic signaling pathway in absence of ligand; intrinsic apoptotic signaling pathway in response to DNA damage; regulation of apoptotic process. NCBI's taxonomy places the organism in Eukaryota, Metazoa, Arthropoda, Insecta, Diptera, Syrphidae. The annotation marks the transcript as partial. Gene Ontology annotation, cellular component: mitochondrial outer membrane. The transcript has 3 exons. Gene Ontology annotation, molecular function: protein homodimerization activity; protein heterodimerization activity. The record is from RefSeq and is a predicted model, not a curated record.